AUGCUGUUUAUUCAUAUAUGUCAUGGGAGACACAAGAAGUUAUGCAGGAGCCAGAAACCAAUUUAGCUGAUAAAGAUCAAGUUUCUUUUUCAACUGCAUCUGAUAUAAGUGAUGAAUACAUAAAUCCUAAAGGAAGUGACAGUUUUGAUGCUUCUUAUUUAUAUGCACAGUAUGGGAACCAAGGAACUUUACAACAAUCAGAAAAAUAUUUAGCCAGUAAGGACCAUGAUUCUUAUUCAGAUUCAUCUGACACAAUUGAUAGAAAUAAAAUUCCUAAGGGAAGUGACAAUUUCUCUUUUUCAAAUAUGCCGCUGAGCAAGCAGGGAGCUUCACACCAUCCAGAAAUAUGUCUAAUCAGUAAGGAUCAUGUUUCUUUUCCACAUGAAGUUGCUCCUCAUUUUAAUAAUAAAACGCCACAUUCUUUCUGGCAUUGUUUGUUGGGAUCAGGAGGAAGCGAGGUUCCCUCGAUGUCUGAUAGUCAUUAUUUUGAGUGUGUGUGUUUAAGGGCUCCUGUUGAGAAUGAGGUGAAACAAAAGGUGGAUUCUUUGGAGAGUUAUAAAAGAAAUGAAGAAGAUCUGGGGAAAGGAUUAUCUCAAUGUUUUGAAUUAAAGGAGAAUAGAAAUACUUUAGUGUUUUCAGGGGUGCAUCCCAGAUCUUCAGAAAUACAAUAUAUUGAGGAUGUUGUAGUUCCUGAUAAUUCUGUAGAAGUUUCAGAAGCACAUAUACUCUCCCGGGGGCUUGAUACCUCUACGAUGGAGAUUUCUGGUGGUCCUCUUCAGACUAUUAAAUCCAACUCGAAUGAGACAUCAGAACAGCUGUAUUUUCAAGAAGAAAGAAACCAAGAGGCAACUUCUGUUUUUGAUGGGAAAAAUGUUGAUGCUACGGAAAAUGUAGCUUUUCAGGCAGUUAUUGCCUCUAUUGAACCUUCCAAGAAAGAGAGUACAGUAAAUGAAAUCCAAACUGACAUCAACAAAUCUUUAACAAAUGACAGCCAAGAAAGUGAACCAAAAAGUCCAGAUCCUUCCCUGUUAAAUUAUGAUGAAAACCUUUUCUUUGAUAAACUUAGUCAUCCACGCUAUCAGUCUACUCCUGGGGUGUUUGAAUCAGGAGCUUCAAAACCAUUGUAUAAAAAGGAUGAUGGUGAUAGCUCCCUGUACUGGCAUCACAAUUUAAAAUCAAUCCCCAGUGCUCCUCAGGAAAUAGUCAUUAAGCCACUUUCUCUUAGUCCAGAGCUUAAGUCGUCAUCAUCUUUAAGUGAAAAAUCUCUCAGACAGGCUGUUGGUCUUAGCAAAACACGGUCAACUUUAUUUCAGUAUGGUAUAGACAAUGAACAGUUUCUUCCCAUUGGGAAGAUAAAGUCUGUUUCUGCUCUUGACCUUGCAGAGAAGUUAGGAUCUUCAAACAUUAUUUACCCAAUGAAAGUAUGGACUUCAGAUUCUUUGGUUUCACAAGAUUUAAAGCAGCACACCUUUGAAGAAGCUGCAGAUUCCUCAAACUGUAUUUUGGAGGGCCUGCAGGGGAAGGCUGAAUCUGACAUCUGUACUCUGGAUGAUGAUACUGAAUGCUGUAGCGUAGAUGAAAAUGCUGUUGUAUGCAGUAAAAGACAAGAGAUAUGUGACCAAGAUGACUUGACUGGUGAGUGCGUUGAGGUAGCAGGUUUAGAAAAUUUGCUUGAUGAUCUAGAGAUUUGUGACAGCUCCCUGCACUGGCAAUCUACUGUACAGCUACCAUCUAAGGAAGACAGCAGUUUUGGAGAUUCUGUAUGUCCUUCUAAUACGGACAUUAAUGAAUCUUUUUCAUCUCUGUUGCCUCGGUUUGUUUCUCAUGAGCCAACUAGAGAUUUGGAGUAUCACUCUUCAAAUCUCAGAAUGUUGAGGGUAUCUCCUGACACUGUGUCAAGGACUCUCAAACCUUUAACAGGGGAUACUUCCAAAGGAGGCAUAGCUGAAAUUCCUCAAUCCACCUUUAAACCAGGCAUCACUACCUUUCCUGAAGAUUCAGACACUGUAUCUCCUUUAUCCUUGUCCCCUGAGGACUUUCCUCAAUUGGCUGGAAGGUCUCCUCAAGUGAAGAAUAUUGGUGAAUAUACUGAUACUCUCAACCAGCAGACAUUAGCGGACAGUCGUCUAACUGAAGAGACUUUAAAAAUUUCAGCUAUUCCUGGCCUAGCUGACCAGAAGACUGGAAUAGCAGCAGUGUCCUCUGGUUCCUACUCACAAAGAGGGAAGCCAAAUAUCUUCUACCCACAGGCCUUGCCAGACAGUCAUCUAACUGAAGAGGCUGUAAAAGCUGGAGCUGUUCCUGGACUUGGUGACCAGAAGACAGGUGUAUCAGCCGUUCCUCCAAGUUCCUACUCACCUGGAGAGAAGCUCAGUGUUUUCUACCCACAGGCAUUGCCAGACGGUCAUCAGACUGAAGAGUCUCUGAGUGUUUCAGUUCUUCCUGGACUAGCUGAUCAAAAGACUGGAAAACCGAUAGUACCUGCUAGUUCUUACUCAGUUGGAGAGGAACCUGGUAUUUUCUACCAUCAAGUCUUGCCAGACAGUCAACUACCUGAAGAAGCUCUGAAAGUUUUGGCUUCUCCUAGACCAGUUGAUCAAAAGAGUGGGUUGCCUACUCUAUCCUCUACCUACUCAUAUGGAGAGAAGCCUCAUAUUUUCUAUCAACAGACAUUGCCAGAUAGUCAUCCAACUGAGCAGACUCUGAAAGUUUCAGCUGCUCCUAGAUUGGCUGAGCAGAAGACUGGGGUUCCUACUGUAACCUCUACUUCUUACCCAAAUAAAGAGAAGCCCAGUAUUUUCUACCAACCAGAAUUGCCAAACAGACAUCUAAUUCAAGAGGUUCAUCAAGUUUCAGCUGCUCCUGGAUUGGUUGAGCAGAAGGCUGGGAUAUCGAUAGUACCCUCUACUUCCUAUUCACAUAGAGAGAAGCCUAGUGUUGUGUACCAACAAGAGUUGCCAGACAGUCAUCUAAUUCAAGAGGUUCAGCAAGUUUCGGCUGCUCCUCGAUUGGCUGAGCAGAAGACUGGGAUUCCUACAGUACCCUCUACUUCCUAUUCACAUAGAGAAAAGCCAAGUAUUGUGUACCAGCAAGAAUUGUCAGACAGUCAGCUAAUUGAACGGUCUCAAAAAGUUUCAUCUGUUCCUGGACUGGCUGAGCAGAAGACUGGGAUUCCUACAAUACCCUCUGCUUCCUAUUUACAUAGAGAGAAGUCAAGUAUUUUCUACCAACAAGAAUUGCCAGACAGCCAUCUAACCCAAGAGGUUCAGCAAGUUUCAGCUGCUCCUGGACUGGCUGAGCAGAAGACUGGGAUUCCUACAAUACCCUCUACUUCCUAUUCACAUAGAGAGAAGUCCAGUAUUUUCUACCAACAGGAAUUGCCAGACAGCCAUCUAACUCAGGAAGUUCAGCAAGUUUCAACUGCUGUUGGACCCCUUGAACAGAAGACUGGGAUUCCUACUGUACCCUCUACUUCCUAUUCACAUAGAGAGAAACCUCUUAUUUUCUACCAGCAAGAGUUGCCAGAGAGUCGUCUAACUGAACAGGCUCAGAAAGUUUCAUCUGUUCCUGGAUUGACUGAGCAGAAGACUGGGAUAUCAACAGUAGCCUCUACUUCCUAUUCGCAUAGAGAGAAGCCCAGUAUUUUGUACCAGCAAGAGUUGCCAGACAUUCAUGUAAUUCAUGAGGUUCCACAAGUUUCAUCUGUUCCUGGAUUGGCUGAGCAGAAGGCUAGGAUUCCUGUCAUACCCUCUACUUCUUACUCACAUAGAGAGAAACCCAGUAUUUUGUACCAACAAGAAUUGUCAGACAGUCAUCUAACUGAACAAGUACAGAAAGCUUCCGCUGCUCCUGGACCCACUGAGCAGAAGACUGGGAUUCCUAUAAUAACUUCUGCUUCUUAUUCACAUAGAGAGAAGCCCAUUAUUUCCUACCAACAGGAUUUGCCAGACAGUCAUCUAACUAAAGAGGCUCAGAAGGUUCCAGCUGUUUCUGGACUAGCUCACCAGAAGAGUGGAAUACCGAUAGCGCCCCCUGCUUUCUACUCACAGAGAGGGAAGACCAGUCUUUUCCAUCAGCAGGAGUUGCCAGACAGUCAUCUAAGUGAUCAGACUCAGAAAAUUUCAGCUAUUCCUAGACCAGUAGAACAGAACACUGGGAUACAAACAGUACCCUCUAUUUCCUACUCACAUAGAGAGAAGCCCAUUACUUUUUACCAGCAGGAGUUGCCAGGCAGGCUUCUAACUGAAGAGGUUCUAAAAGUUUCAGCUCUUCCUAGAACAGCUGACCAGAACACUGGGAUAAUAACAGGGUCCUCUCCAUCUUACUUAUUUGGAGAGAAGCCAAGUGGUCUUUUCUAUCAGCAGGUGUUACCAGAUGGUAGUCUAACUGAAGAAGCUCUGAAAGUUUCACCUGCAUCUAGACCAAGUGACCAGAAGACUGGUAUCCUCCUACUCCCUGCUAGUUCCUACUCACAGAGGGAGAAGCCUGGUAUUUUCUACCCACAGGCGUUGCCCAGCAGUCACUUAUCUGAAGAGACUCUGAAAGAUUCAGCUGUUCUUGGACCAACUGACCAGAAGACUGGGACAUCAGAACCUUCUGGUUCCUAUUCACAUAGAGAGAAAUCCAGUAUUUUCUACCAACAGGAGUUGCCAGAUAGCCAUAUAACCGGAGAGGCUUUGAAAAUUUCAGGUGUUUCUGGAACAGGUGACCAGAAAACUGGGAUACCUAUAGUAACCUCUCCUUCCUACUCACAGAAAGAGAAGCCCAUUGUUGUCUACCAGCCGGUUUUACCAGAUACAUACCUUACUGAAGAGGCUGUGAAUGUUUCAGAUGCUCCUGCACAGGCUGACCAGAAGACGGGGAUACCCAUAGUAACCUCUCCUUCCUACUCUUACAACGAAAAACCCAUUAUUUUCUACCAACAGGCCUUGCCUGACAGUCAACUGACUGUGGAGGCUCUGAAGGCUUCAGAUGUUCCUGGACCAUCUGACCAGAAGACUGGGAUACCUACAGUACCACCUAGUUCCUAUUCAUAUAGAGAGAAGCCCAUCAUUUCUUACCAGCAAGAGGUGCCAGAUCUUACUCAGGUGGCUUUGAAAGUUUUUGAGGUUCCUGGACCAGCUGACCAGAAGAUUGGGAUACCACCAGUAACCUCUGCUUCUUACUCAUAUGGAGAAAAGCCCAUCAUUUCUUACCAACAAGAGUUGUCAGAUGCUAAUGAAGAUGCUUUAAAAGGGUUAGGGGUUCCUAGACAAGCAGACCAGACCGUUGGUGUGCGAGUUGUGCCCCCUGCUUCCUAUUCACAUAGAGAGAGUCCCAUCUUUUCUUACCAGCAGGAGUUACCAGAUCUUACUGAGGAAGCUUUGGAAGUUUUUGCUCUUCCUGCACCAGCUGAUCAGAAUGCUGAGAUACCAAUAGGACCUUCUAGUUCUUACUCACAUAAAGAGAAACUCAAGAUUUUACCAGACGAUCAAAAGACUGCGUUACCAUCAACUCCCUCUGGUUCCUACUCACAUAGAGAGAAGCCUAAGACUUCAACUGUGAUUGGACCAGCUGACCAGAAGACUCCAUUAUUGACAGGUUAUCCUAAUUCUUAUUCUCAGAGAGUAAAGCCUAGUAUUUUCCUGCAACAGCAGUUGGGAGAUAGACAUCAAAGUGGCGAUAUUCUGAAGAUUUCACCUGUUGCUGAGCCCACUGAUGUGAAUUCUCGGAUACCAAUACCUCUUUCUAGUUCCUAUUCACACAGAGAGAAAUCUAAUAUUUUCUACCCACAGGAACUGCCAGACAAACAUCUAAGUGAAGAUUCACUGAAGGUUUCAAUAGUUCCUGGACCAGCUGACAAAAAAACUGUGUUACCAGCAGUUCCUCCUAGUUCGUUUUCACAUAGAGAGAAACCAGCUAUAUUAUACCAUCAGGAUUUCCCAGAAAGACAUCUAACGGAAGAUAACCUGAAGUUCUCAAGCAGUCUUGGGCAAGCUGAUCAGAUUAAUGGGUUAUCAACAGUUCCCCCUGGUACUUACUCACAUAGUGAGAAGCACAAACUUGUUUCAGAUCAUGUCCAAAGGCUAACAGAUAAUUUGGAUUCUUCUCACACCAGUGUUAUCUCAAACAGUAUGCCUUUAAAGUAUCAGGCUGAUGGUAGAGUUGUAAUAAAUAAGCCAGAAUCUUCUGGUUUUGAAGAUGUUGGCUCUGAGGAAGUUCGGGAUACAGAAAACAGUUCCAAAACUCUUAAAGAGAUUCAGACACUUUUAAUGGAAGCGGAAAAUAUAGCACUAAGACGAUACAAUUUUCCUGCUCCCCUUGUCCCUUUCAGAGAUGUUUCAUUUAUACAGUCUAAGAAGAUGGUUUGCUUCAAAGAACCCCUCACAACUGAUGAAUCUGAUGGUGAUUUGUCUCAGAGACAGCCAUUCACAGAAGAAAGCCCAAGCAACAAGUGCAUACAGAAGGAUAUUAGCACACAGACGAAUCUGAAAUGCCAGAGAGGCAUUGAAAAUUGGGAGUUUAUUAGUUCAACUACAGUUAGAAGUCCUUUACAGGAAGCAGAAGGCAAAGCCAGGGCGGCAUUUGAUGAAACCCUUAAACAAUAUAAAGCAGCCAGAUCUGUAAUGAGAUCUGAACCUGAAGAGUAUAGUAGAACCAUUGGGAAUAAGAUUGUUAUCCCUAUGAUGACUAUCAUUAAAAGUGAUUCAAGUAGUGAUGCAAGUUCUUGCUCAUGGGACAGUAAUUCCUUGGAGUCAGUUUCUGAUGUGCUUCUAAAUUUCUUUCCAUAUUCUUCACCCAAGACAAGCAUGACAGAUAGCAGAGAGGAAGAGGGGAUGUUAGAGAGUGAUGAUGGUGGUGGAAGCAGUGUAGAUUCACUGGCUGCACAUGUGAAAAACCUUCUGAAAUGUGAAUCCUCAUUGAACCAUGCUAAACAAAUACUCAAAAAUGCAGAGGAAGAGGAAUCCCGGGUACGAGCACGAGCCUGGAAUCUGAAGUUUAAUAUGGCUCAUGAAUAUGGCUACUCCAUUUCAGAACUAAAUGAAGAUGACAGGAGAAAAGUAGAAGAGAUCAAAGCAAAGUUGUUUGGUCAAGGGAGAACAACUGACUUGUCCAAGGAUUUACAGAGUCCACGGGGAAUAGGAUGCAAGCCAGAAGCUGUUUGUAGUCACAUUAUUAUUGAGAGCCAUGAAAAAGGAUGUUUCAGAACUCUACCAGCUGAACGACCCCGAUUGGACAGCCACCCUUGUAUUUUUAGAUCUGCUGAACCCUCAGAAAUAGUCAGAGGACAACGGAGCCCAUCAUCAUGGAGAACUAGGCACAUCAACCUUUCCAAGUCACUGGACCAGAACAACUCCCAAUUCAAAGUUUGGAAUUCCUUGCAGUUACAAAGUCAUUCCCCAUUUCAAAACUUUAUCAGUGAUGACUUGGAAAUUAGCAAGGGCCUUCGAAUGCCAUUUCAUGAAAAGUUGGACCCUUGGCUGUCAGAAUUAGUAGAACCUGCUUGUAUGCCACCUGAAGAAAUGGAUUGUCAUUCUUCAUCACAAAUGCUGCCCCCAGAACCCAUGAAAAAGUUUACUACCUCCAUCACUUUCGCAUCUCACCGACAUUCUAAAUGCUUUUCAGAUUCCUCUUUUCUUAAGGUUGGUGUUACUGAAGGUAGCCAGUGUUCUGGACCAUCUGUGGGGGUAGUUAAUUCUCGUUUCACUGAAGAGCAGACUCCUCCUAGAGAUCUAAAACAGAGAACCUCUUCCCCUUCGUCACUUAAAGUCAUUAGUCAGUCACCAGAUAAAGCCGUGACUAUUUUAGCAGAAAAUAGUAGCCAAAGCCAAAAAUUAUCUGUUGAACAUUCUUACCAAGAAGAAAAACCCUUAGAAAGAUCAGAUUUUAAAAGCAGUCUUCCUAAGCCCACUGCCAGUGCAAAUGAUAGCAAUUUCAAAGAAGUUCAUUUUUCUGAUAAUCAUACUCUCAUUAGCAUGGGCAGACCAAAUUCCACACUAGAAGUAAAAGAGAAGAAUGUAACUAUUACUGCAGAUCUUCCUUCACACAUUUUUAUUGAACAAGAGGUCUUUGAACAAAGCAAAGCCCCACAUGCAGAUCACCAUGUGAGAAAACACCAUUCUCCCCCUCCUCAACAUCAGGAUUAUGUAGCUCCAAAUCUUCCUUGUCAUAUUUUUCUUGAAAAGCGAGAACUCUUUAAACAGAGCAAAGCCCCACAUGUAGAUCAGUUAAGAGAAAACCACUCUCCCCUUCCUCAGAGUCAGGAUUAUAUAGCUUCAGACCUUCCUUCUUCCAUUUUUCUUGAGCAGCGUCAACUCUUUGAACAAAGCAAAGCCCCAAAUGUAGAUCACCACCUGAGAAAACUCCAUUCCCCCCUUCCUCAAAGUCAGGAUUGUGCAGUAGAAAAGAAUAAUGAACAUAAGCCUAAGUUACACAUUUCUGAUGUGAUAGAUGUUGAAGCCAAAUUCAGUGAUGUGGUCUCCCCAUCAGUCCCAAGUCAAUGUACAGUAGUAACAUCUGCAUCUACUCCACCUUCAAAUAGAAAAGCACUUUCUUGUAUUCGUAUAACUCUUUGUCCCAAGACUCCUUCCAAGUUGGAUAGUGGAAACUUAGAUAAAAGAUAUCAUUCAUUGGAUCCUGCCACUAAAACAAGGAUGAAUAGUGAGUUUAACUCUGACCUACAAACUGUAUCUUCAAGAUCAUUGGAACCAACCUCCAAAUUAUUGAUCAGUAAACCUGUAGCACAGAAUCAAGAAUCUUUAGGUGUUCUAGGACCUAAAUCUUCAUCGGACUUUCAAGUCGUACAGUCUCCUCUGCCAGAUAGUAAUGUUAUUACUCAGGACUUGAAAACCAUACCUUUUCAGAAUAGCCAGAUAGUAACAUCAAGGCAAACACAAGUGAACAGUUCAGAUUUGGAAGAAUAUUCCAAUCCAGAAGGGACUCCGGUAUCUGCAGAUCGAUCACCAGAGGAGAUUAAGACGCUGUCUUCUCCCUUCUCUGGAAAAUUAUCAUCUGAUGCAGUCACUCAGAUAACAACAGAAAGUCCGGGUAAAGCCACAUUUUCAUCUGAAAUUUUUGUCAAUGCUGAAGAUCGUGGACAUGAAAUUCCAGAGCUCAAUACACAGAAGUCGGGCAAUGUUCCUGUCAAGUUUGCUUCAUCAUCUUCAGUUCAGCAGAUUACUGUUCCUCAUGGUACAGAUGGCCAGCCUUUACUAUUGCCAUAUAAGCCUUCUGGUAGUUCGAAGAUGUACUAUGUUCCACAAUUAACACAGAUUCCUUCGUCUGUGGAUUCCAAAUCAGACACCACCAUUGAGAGCUCACACUCAGGAUCCAAUGAUGCCAUUGCUCCAGAUUUCCCGGCUCAGGUGCUAGGCACAAGGGAUGAUGACCUGGCAGACACUGUUAACAUUAAACAUAAAGAGGGCAUCUACAGUAAGAGGGCGGUAACUAAGGCAUCCUUGUCAAUGGGGAAAAAACCCUUUCAGAAAGAUAAUGCAGAUGCUCAAGUUCAAGUUCUCAUCACUGGGGAUGAGGACCUCUCAGACAAAAACCAAGAAAAGGAGAUCUACGCUAAAAAGGCAGUGACCAAGACUGCUGGCUCUGAAGAAAAAGAAUCCUUGCAGAAAGAUAGCACAGGUUCCAGUACUGCUGCCGCUUCACAGCACUCAACUCAACUGCAAGACGCUAAAGCCAUUAAACAGAAAGAGGAGGUCCAUAGUAAGAGGAAGGUUCCUAAGGAAGCCUGGUCAGAAGAAAAGAAAUCCUUACAGAUAGAUAUUGCAGAAUCCAGAUGUCAUUCGGAAUUUGAAAAUACUACCCAUUCUGUAUUCAGAUCAGCUAAGUUUUAUUUUCAUCAUCCAGUGCACCUAUCAAGUGAUCAAGAUUUUUGCCAUGAAUCCUUAGGAAGAAGUGUUUUCAUGAGGCAUUCUUGGAAAGAUUUCUUUCAACAUCAUCCAGACAAACAAAGAGAAUACACGUGUCUUCCUUCCCCUUGUCAAAAUAUGGAAAAGACAAAGACAGAUUAUACCAGAAUAGAGAGCCUCAGUAUCAAUGUAAACUUGGAAAACAAGGAAUUGAAGCAUGCUACUAAAAGUCAGGCUAGAGAUUUUCCAAAAUCUGACAAACAAAUUAAUGAUGUAAAAAAGGAUCCUAAGGCCACCGCAGAGCUAACGGCCGAGCACACUGUGACGUUGAAUGAGCUCUGGAACAGAUAUCAGGAACGACAGAAGCAACAGAAACCUCAGUUCAGUGCCAAGAAGGAGCUUUCCUUGGUGGAGCGACUUGAUCGUUUGGCUAAACUUCUUCAGCACCCCAUCACACAUUCUCUCCAGCCCUCAGAAAGUACGCAGGAUGACAGCAGGGGGGAGCAAGAUGUUAAGGAAUGGAGUGAUAAACAGCAACAGCAGAGAAACAAGCUUCAGAAAAAGAAACGGUAUAAAAGCCUGGAGAAAUGCCACAAACACACAGGUGAUCUUAAAAAAAGUAAGAUUCUUUCUACUCAUCAAGCUGGGAGGGCCAAUCAGAUUAAAAUUGAACAGUUUAAGUUUGAUAAAUACAUCCUGAGAAAGCAGCCAGGUUUUCAUUAUAUAAAUAACACUUCUUCAGAUUCUAGACACUCAGAGGAUAGUGAGCUGCUCACAGAUACAGCCACCAACAUCCUUUCUACCACCACUUCCCCUGUGGAAUCAGAUAUAUUGACCCAGACGGAUAAGGAAGUGACUUUGCAUGAGAGGAGCAGCUCAAUCUCCACCAUCGACACUGCCCGACUGAUCCAUGCUUUUGGCCAUGAAAGAGUUUGUCUGUCACCCAGGCGAAUUAAAUUGUACAGCAGUGUCACCGACCAUCAGAGGAGAUACCUUGAGAAGCGGAGCAAGAAAAACAAGAAAGCGUUGAAUACAGGUUAUCCCCAAAUUACUUCAGAGCACACCAGAAGGAAACACAUCCAGGUGGCAGACCAUGUCUCUUCUGACUCUGUUUCAUCUUCUACCAGUAGUUUCUGGAGCUCAAACUCUACCCUUUGCAACAAGCAAAAUGCACAUAUGUUAAAUAAGGGCGUACAAGCAGGUAACUUGGAGAUUGUGAAUGGUGUCAGAGAAAACACUCGAGAUGUUGGAAUGACUUUCCCAACUCCAAGUUCUAGUGAGGCUAGAGUAGAAGAGGACAGUGAUGUGACUUCUUGGUCAGAAGAAAAAAUAGAAGAGAAGAGGCUCCUUACCAGUUACCUUGGGGACAAAAAGUUAAAGAAGAACAAGAAGAGCUGCUGUGAAGGAGUUUCAUGGUUUGUUCCUGUGGAAAAUAUGAAGUCUGGUCCUAAGAAGGAAAACAUGCCCAAGCUUCAUGGCCCUGGUGUCUCCUGGUUUGCACCAAUAACCAACACCAAACCUUGGAGGGAGCCACUGCGGGAACAGAACUGGCAGGGACAGCACAUGGACAGUCACAGUUCACUAGCCGGCCCAGGCAAAGAUACACUGAAGCCAUUUGUGAGAGCAACCCUCCAGGAAUCACUUCAGCUUCACAGACCAGACUUCAUCUCCCGCUCUGGGGAACGGAUAAAGCGCCUGAAGUUAAUAGUCCAGGAGAGGAAGCUGCAGAAUAUGCUACAGAGUGAGCGGGAGGCACUGUUCAAUACUGUGCAAGAAUGGCAGGGCUACCGGGACCCCGUGCACCUGCUCCGUAAGAGAGGCUUCCUGGCAGCCCAAAAGAAAAGGCCUAUUGGAAAGAAGGAAAUGAUUCAGAGGUCUAAACGGAUUUAUGAACAGCUUCCCGAAGUACAGAAAAAGAGAGAAGAAGAAAAGAGGAGAUCAGAAUAUAAGUCAUACCGUCUGCGAGCCCAGCUGUAUAAAAAGAAAGUGACCAAUCAACUCUUGGGGAGAAAAGUUCCUUGGGACUGAAAUAAAGAGUAUUUUCCUCAGCGCCUUGGAAUUAUAUUUUAUCAGCUUGGAGGAACACAAUCCUUAGUUUUAUGAGUCUGGUUGAAUAAAACUUGUUGUCCAUGUGUAAUGUAGAAGUAGUUACCUUCUAAAGAGUCUUGGGUAGAAUGAUGACUAAGAUUAUUAAUGGUUUAGGAGCAGUAUUUCUCCACAGUGGCCUUACCCACAAGGAUAUUUGUUACAGUGAUACUACCUUAAUUCUAGCCAAGAGUAAGUCCCUUUUUGUAUGUGUUUUUAUAGAAAAUAAAUAACUUCUGAUUGACUCAUAGUAAAGCAAGCAGCAGCAGGUUUUUUAUUUUCCAUCUGGAGAGGUGCCGGGAGCUAGGCAGUGUUUCCCAGGGGUGUGUGGGAGCCUUCAACCUAAAAGUGCCAGUCAAGGGAAAUGGGCUGUUAGAGAAAAUGUGGUCUCUCUUUAGAAAUGCCAUGUGAUGUAGUGAGAGCCCUUUUGUUGAUUCUGUGGAGACAGUGUCUGCUUAGGUAGCCAUUGAGUGGGUCCAGGGACUCGAGGCAGACACAGGCACCUUGGGUCCAGAGCCACGUCCUAGCCUCACUCCAGCUUCCCUCAGGGCCACUAGCCUUUAGUAGACACAACUCAGGAGACAACAGUAGCUGGAUUUAAAUCAUGACCUGGUCCUGGCCAGAGAGAUGCAGGUAGUGCCACUUCUGGGUCUAGUCCUGUCCCUGGCUGCCUUCUCCCCUUCAGCAGAGACCUUGGGAACCGUAACAGAUUGAUGGCAUCAUUGGCCCCAGUCCUUCUCACAUGGAUUCUUCUCACACGCCUUCUCCACGCCCUCUUCAUAUGAUUUUGCAUUUCCAUUCACUGAAAGUGGGGAGGGUCCCUGGCAUGACACCUGGACACCAAAGGGGCGACCCAGCCUAAGCUGCUGACCCACAGAUUCAUGAGCCAAAGAAAAAGGUUUACUAUUGUUUUGUGGUAGUUUUUCACGCAACAACCUGUUGGCAUUAGAUAAAUGAAACAGUAGCAAUCCCAAGAGACUGAAUGGAGCAGAGCCACCCCACCCCCAGCGCCACUAUGCAAAGCCA
Molecule: messenger RNA, 12953 nt
Organism: Cervus elaphus (red deer)
Lineage: Eukaryota; Metazoa; Chordata; Mammalia; Artiodactyla; Cervidae
Gene: ALMS1
Product: ALMS1 centrosome and basal body associated protein
Exons: 20
Coding region: 18-11870 (3950 amino acids)
Biological process (GO): regulation of centriole replication
Cellular component (GO): centrosome; centriole; cytosol
Source: RefSeq, a predicted model, not a curated record